AUGUGGAUGAACCUGUCGAGCUGUUCAUCAAACUGCAGUUGGGAUGCUGAUGCUGACGCGAAUACUUCAUCACCACCCGUGGCCAUCUUCCCCGUCCCGGUCCUCAUCGGUGUAACGGUCAUCUGCGUGCUCUUCUUCCUCGCGGGAGUGGCGGGAAAUUUGACCACCAUCAUGGUGGUGUUCAAAUACAAAGAGAUGCGCACUACAACCAACCUGUACCUGUCCAGCAUGGCAUUCUCGGACCUGCUGAUCUUCCUGUGCCUGCCGUUGGACCUGUACCGGAUGUGGCGGUACCGGCCGUGGACGUUGGGGAACGUGCUCUGCAAACUUUUCCAGUUCGUCAGCGAGUGCUGCACCUACUCCACCAUCUUGAACAUGACAGCGCUGAGUGCAGAGCGAUAUUUCGCCAUCUGCUUCCCACUCAGGGCCAAAGUGGCAGUGACCAAGCGACGUGUACGUGGGCUCAUCCUCGCACUCUGGACUGUGGCCCUGUGCAGCGCCGGACCCGUGUUCGUGCUGGUGGGCGUCGAGCAUGAAAACGGCACUGACUGGCGUGAGACGAGCGAGUGCAAAGCCACAGAGUAUGGUGCACGCACAGGCCUGCUGAGCGCCAUGGUGUGGGUCUCCAGUGGGUUUUUCCUGCUGCCCGUGUUCUGCCUGACCGUGCUCUACGGACUGAUUGGCCGCAAACUCUGGAGGAGGAAGAGGAGGAGGAGGGACAGGAUGAAGAUCAGGGACAGCAGCAACAGGCAGACUAUCAAGAUGCUUGCUGUGAUGGUGUUUGCCUUCGUACUCUGCUGGCUCCCGUUCCAUGUGGGUCGUUACCUGUUCUCGGCGUCACCCGAGGCGUUCGCAUCCCCAUUGUGGUCUCUCAUCUCUCAGUACUGCAGUCUCGUCUCCUUCGUCCUUUUCUACCUCAGCGCUGCCAUUAACCCCAUCCUCUACAACGCCAUGUGUAAGAAGUACAGGAACGCCACACUGCGUCUCUUCAGCCACAGCUCACCAAGCUUCACCGAAUCCAGCAUCAGCUGCUGA
Molecule: messenger RNA, 1035 nt
Organism: Neoarius graeffei (lesser salmon catfish)
Lineage: Eukaryota; Metazoa; Chordata; Actinopteri; Siluriformes; Ariidae
Gene: ghsra
Product: growth hormone secretagogue receptor a
Exons: 2
Coding region: 1-1035 (344 amino acids)
Biological process (GO): G protein-coupled receptor signaling pathway; hormone-mediated signaling pathway
Cellular component (GO): plasma membrane
Molecular function (GO): growth hormone secretagogue receptor activity
Source: RefSeq, a predicted model, not a curated record